This is a messenger RNA of Lingula anatina, 2271 nucleotides long. Its product is annotated as beta-1,4-galactosyltransferase 4-like. Lineage: Eukaryota; Metazoa; Brachiopoda; Lingulata; Lingulida; Lingulidae. Gene Ontology annotation, molecular function: galactosyltransferase activity; N-acetyl-beta-glucosaminyl-derivative 4-beta-N-acetylgalactosaminyltransferase activity. The record is from RefSeq and is a predicted model, not a curated record. Gene Ontology annotation, biological process: glycosphingolipid biosynthetic process; carbohydrate metabolic process. Gene Ontology annotation, cellular component: Golgi apparatus.
AUGGUUGUGUGCAAUGAGGAGGAAUCAACAUACCUAGCUUUGCCCCAUGGAACAGACGGUUUGAGGAGCGGUUUGCUUAAUUGUCUUUGUCAAACAGUUGAUAUGCAGUUCCAUUUUUACGGAUUUAAACUCUCUCUCUCUCACACACACACACACAAACACAGAGAGAGAGAGAGAGAGAGAGAGAGAGAGAGAGAGAGAACUUUUGUUUGGUACAAAGAACAAAUAGAAAGUUAGAUUGCUUGAAGGUGACAGCGGUGGACGCAGGGGAGGGGGGGUGGAAGGGGAGAGGCAGAAGGGACGUGCCCAUCCAACAGUACCUGAGGAACCCCUGUCCCUCCUCCCCCCAUAAAAUAAAACAGUAUAACGAACAAACCGAGACAAAACCGAUCGAUUUUUCCAUUCCUGCGCCUUACUAUAGGAAAAUUGUCCAAGCGUAAUGUUUAUUUUUUUUUUGUUUCACCUUUAUGCUCCCCCGCCUUAACUACAACCUUGAAUCCACAAGUGAGGUACGAGUUGCUUUAGCAAACACUUCAUCUCGUGACAACACGGCGUUUUGUUGGCAAAGAAUCACGUUCAAUGAAAAUCAGAAUGUCGCUGAUAUGAAAAAAAAAUCAACAGCUCGACAAGUUGAAAAGCCCUCUUUGGUUUUUGUUUACCUAGAAUUUUGACUUCUACGGUUGUGAUUCCCUGUAAGGACGUACACCAUGAAUUAAGAACUUCACGUUACUGAAAAUUUAUGACCGUUAGAUACUGAAGAAGGACAGGCAACAGAAGGUUACGCGCAGUGCUGGAUUACGUCAGAAUUGGAUUUGUUAACAAUUGCAGAUUCGAACACCUGAUUUAAGGCAACGGAUCAGGUGACCUAAACAGGAUCGUCUGCGGUAUUAGGAAGUGCCGCCAUUUAUUGAACAGCAGCUAGAAUAACGGACGUGAGACUGCAUUGAUAUUGCGGACACCGAGGCACGAGGACGGACCCCGUUUAUUCCCCUCCCCGUAUAAUUAAUAGAAGGGCGGUACCAACAAUGCGCAGAAUUAGCAAAAAUCUCUGGCCUGUUACAAUUCAUAAAGAGCGAGGAAAUAUGCAUGUGAAUGUGGUCCAUGUUCUGGUCGGGUUGGUCAUUUUCCAGGUAGUACUUAAUGUGUUUUAUUUGGCAAGUUUAGCGAGGCCAUCUCGUGAGUGCGAAGAUGGGAUAGUAAAAUCUGCGUCGGCAUACAACGCUAGGAGAGGAAAGAGGACGGGAAAUCUUGAAGAAUUGGAGAAAUCGCAAGAACUCUGUCUUGCUUAUCCGCACACACUCGUUGGUCGCAUUACCAUAGACGUUAACGUUACAAGUACUCUAGAGGACAUAAAACACGCUAUGCCUGCCAUGACUUGGGGAAAAUGGCAACCGACAGACUGCAAAUCAAGCCACCGAGUUGCCAUCAUCAUCCCGUAUCGUAACCGCAGACAUCACCUUUGUUUGUUGUUACGCUAUCUUCACCCUUUCUUGCAGCGACAACAAUUACACUACAGAAUUUUUUUAGCGGAACAGGCAGGAGUAGGCACUUGGAACAAGGGUCGCGUCAUGAACGCUGGAUAUCUCGAAGCCGCGAAAUUGUUCGACUUCCAGUGCGUCAUUUUCCAUGACGUGGAUCUAGUGCCGGAAGACGAUCGGAACAGUUACGGCUGUCACGACACUCCCCUUCAUAUGUCGUCUGCUCCGAGUCAAGAUAAGUACAAAACCUUGUACAAGUCCCUUGUUGGCGGUGUGCUAAAAUUUCCCCGUGAACAUUUUCUGAAGGUCAACGGUUACUCCAACGAGUACUGGGGGUGGGGCGGAGAAGACGACGACAUGGCGCUCAGGCUAAAAGCAUCCGUGUUUGGAUUUGAGCGAGUCGAUCUCGCGCUAGGACGAUAUACAUCUUUAACCCACGAAAACAGAGAUACAAAUCCUCGCAGGAUGGCACUGUUGAAGAACGCAAAAAGCAAGAAAAAUUCCGACGGCGUGUCCGCCAUACCAUACCACGUGGAAGCAGUGACGGACGAAAAACUCUACACACAUAUUUUGAUAUCUAUUUAAAACAUUCUGUAGAGAAUUUAAUCACUAAUUUUAUGGUCAUCAUCAUCGUCGUCAUCACCAUUAUCAUCAUCGUCACCGUCUUCACCGUUAAGAGUCGUUAAAGGACGUAAAAGACAUUUGAGUGUUAAUGUUCGCAGUAGUUGGGACUUAGGGACCAUUCCCACAGAUAUUUGGAUCGAUCUAUCUCCCUAGGGAAUCUCACUAAAUU